Molecule: messenger RNA, 2365 nt
Organism: Nylanderia fulva
Lineage: Eukaryota; Metazoa; Arthropoda; Insecta; Hymenoptera; Formicidae
Source: RefSeq, a predicted model, not a curated record
AUAGCUUUUUGUUUACAAUAGGUUGAUGUUAUUUAUAUAUAUGUUAAAAUUUUGCAAAGAUAUUAAAAUUUAUACUCUUCCAAGAAAUUUGUACUAGAAGUUUUCCAUCUUUUAAAUGGGAGAUAGGACAGCGUGAAACACUUAAUGGAUCAGUGUAAGAAGUUUUUUAAGAGAAGGCGCACUCAACCUCCUCUUGAUGAUUUAGAGACUGAACUUGAAAGAAAAGAACGAUGGAAAAGUAUUCGCAUAAUUUAUUUUACUAUGUUUCUAAUGUCACUUGGCUUCAGUAUUAUACUUACUGGUGUUUGGCCAUAUUUAGACAAGUUGGAUCCAACGGCAGGAAAAGAAUUUAUGGGUUACGUAGUAGCGGCUAAUCCAUUAGGACAAAUGCUGUUUUCACCUCUGAUGGGUUGGUGGGGCAAUAAAAGAGGAUCAGUAAGAUUACCACUUUUAGUAACCUUAGCGCUGUUUACUAUCGCAUCAGCAGCUUACAGCAUCCUUGAAGUGAUACCUGGUGAUAAAAAAAGUUAUAUGAUUACUGCCAGAUUCUUUGUUGGAGUUAGUUCUGCUAAUAUUGCUGUAGCAAGAUCUUAUUUAUCUGCAGCCACAAAACUUUCAGAACGUACACAAGCAGUUUCUAUGGUAUCUCUUGCACAGGUGUUAGGUUUUGUGGUGGGUCCUGCAUUACAAGCUGCUGUAACACCUCUCGGAGAUCAUGGUGUAACAUUAAUGAUGCUGCCUGUAAAUAUGUACACGGCAGCUGGUUGGAUUAAUGUAAUAAUGGGAAUUUUCAAUUUUAUAUUUUUCCUUCCAUGGAGUUUCAAAGAAUAUAAAAUUGCUAUAAAAGAAGCUAUGCGUAAUGAAGGUAAAGCUACAGAAAAAGAGACUUGGAAGGCUAUAAAACCUGACUAUUUAGCAUCAUGGACUUUAAUUUGUGCAUUCUUUGUUUUGGUUUUUAAUUUUGUUCUUCUUGAGACGCUUGGUACUUCUCUCACUAUGGAUCAAUUUGCUUGGUCUAAAAAGGAAGCAUUAUAUUAUAUGGGAAUAUUGAUGAGUGUUGGUGCUAUAAUUGCUUGUGUUACAUUUGCCAUGAUUGCACCACUUUGUAAAAGAUUUGAAGAACGUAAAGUAAUGUUGUGGGGUGGAUUUUUUAUGGUGAUUGGGCGAGUAUUGUGUAUUCCUUGGGGUCCCGAUCUUCCCCAAAUUGCAGAUUUUGGACCAUACAAUAACAUCACAAAGGACAUCAAUGGUACAGAAAUCUUAGGAUGUCCAAUUACUCAAGAAUGGUGCUUAUAUACUCCACAAAUGACGAUUACUCAAUUUUUUAUCGGUUAUGGCUUUACAUCCAUCGGUUAUCCUCUGGGAGUUACUUUGAUACAAACGAUAUUUAGCAAGAUACUCGGUCCACGACCGCAAGGAGUAUGGAUGGGUUUAAUGACAGGUUCGGGUUGUGCGUCUCGUGUUUUAGGCCCGGUAUUUGUAGGCCUCAUUUAUACUCGUUUGGGCACGUAUUACACUUUCGGCAUUACUGGUAUAAUGUUGCUUAUUUCUAUGUUGUGGUUGCAAUGUGUAAGUGAACGUCUGAUUCCACCAGAGGCGAAAAAACACGUUGAUAGAGUGCCGAAUGGGCAAGGAAAAGACGUCGAAAUUCCAUUAGUUCACUUAAGAUCUGAUAAUACUCAAACAUCGCGUGAAAACAUCGCUGUAAAGUUCAACGAAACGUUAGAUUGCGAUUGCGAUAAAGUAUAAAGAUAAUAAUGAGGUUGAAGUAAAACAUCUCUGCGAAUACAAUAUAUCAACUGCCAACAUAUUGUACAUAAAGAUCAACAAAUGUUAUUCCGAUAGAGAUGCGCACAAACAAAUUGAUAUAUAUUUUUUAUGAACAUAUACAAAUUACUGUUAUACAAUCUUUGCAUAAAUAUUUUAUAUACAAUGUUACAAAUUUUGCUACAUAUAGUUAAGAAUAAAUGCCUCUAUUCUAAAUUGUUAGAGAUCAAUAAUAAUUGAUAAGAGAAAAUCUAUAAUACUCAAAAUUUUUUAAUAUUACGAUUUAUCUAUAUCUCAUCGAAUUUUUUUAUAUAAUAAAUUUUGUUUGAAUAAUGUCAUAUUUCAAUGUGAUAUUAGAUGCUACUCAAGCUUAGAUUACGAAGACAAUAGAGGCAUAGCACAAACAAUGCUAAUAAUGGCAUUUGUGAACUAUUCUUCCCUGAAUAGAGUUAUAACUUUAAAACAAUAUGAUACAUUUAUAUUAACAUUAGUUUAUAAACGUUCUAUUGAGAAAAUAGUAAUAGUAUAAUAGAGAUAAAUUCUGGCACAAAUUUUGCAAUUUUUAUAUACAAGAAUUUUAAUCCUAUUAACACACACA